AUGGACAUGAAUGGUAUACUGAGUGGAUAUCAGAUUGACGUUCUCAACACCCUUUACAUAGUGUUGCUCACUCCAAGUGUGGUUGGGAGUCUUUCUGUCCUGGUAGUUUCCAUAGUGAGAAGGAGGCAUCUACAACAACAGGUGCACCUCCUCGUGCAGCUCGCCCUGGCAGACCUCCUGGCUGCUCUGAUCCUGAUGUCCACCAGUGUCAUGAACAAAUUGGGAAUCCACAGCAAUGUCCCCAUCUGCCAGUACAGCCUGCCACUGUCGCUGACAUUUUACUUUAUUUCAUUUCUGCUGGUGGUCAUUUAUGCAUGGAAGUCAAAGAAUGCGAUUCAAGGAUGGAGAACGAGACCGACAGAGGAUGAGGGCACGCAGAGUCAGUGUAGAAGAAAAAUGGUAGCGAUGCCUGUAUAUGCCAUAGUGUGGCUGAUUCCUAUAUUUAUGUACUUAGCAUACUUGCUCACUUCCUUCAUAACCACAACUUUGCUGAUUGCAAACAAUGAACGGUCACAGGUCCUCCAUAAUGAAAGCAAGUACUGCAGCAGCUGUAUUUUGUUCUUGCACGUCUGGGGAGAUUCCUGCUCAGAUACGGAUGUAAUCCAUGAUAACUUCAUCAAAAUAUUCCUGGUCUUUGUGGUGAUACCAGUGAUGCUGUCUUGCUCUGUGAUUUAUUAUAAGGUUGGUAAAUGGUAUGAAAGACAUCAGCAUCAGGGUCUUUUUCCAGUGGAAGGAGACGGGCGUUCGAGAAGGCGAUUCAAGACAGUGUUUUCUACAGCAAGAAAUAUGGUGAUGGUCAUCUUAGUUUGUUGGGCACCAGCUCUUGUCCUCAUUCUGUUUUCCACCCUGAUGAAAUGGACAAAUAUUGAACAGCGCAGUCUAUUUGGACUUUAUAUGAUACAGGCGGCUGGUGUGUCCCUGCAAGGCUUCCUGAACAGUAUGGUUUACGCCUGGAGACGACCAAACUUCACCGAGGCCGUUCUAGGGGAGAACACCCCCCUGGUGGCACACAACCGCCUGGCCUUCUUUGAUGAAUCGCUAAGGACCUCAUCCUGUUGACACACAAGGGAGAAACUGCUGGAACAACUAUCGGCCUCAGGACGACCAAUUGAACACUUCAUGACUUCAUGACAGCUAAAGACUGAAACAUGAGGCAAAUAUGAAAUGGACUGGAGAGGAAAAGAAAAAAAGGAAACAUGAAGACUGCAACAGAUGCAUUUGUCA
Messenger RNA from Limanda limanda (common dab), 1224 nucleotides. RefSeq lists its product as uncharacterized. Lineage: Eukaryota; Metazoa; Chordata; Actinopteri; Pleuronectiformes; Pleuronectidae. Gene Ontology annotation, molecular function: G protein-coupled receptor activity. Gene Ontology annotation, biological process: adenylate cyclase-activating G protein-coupled receptor signaling pathway. The transcript has 12 exons. Bases 1 to 1059 code for a protein of 352 amino acids. The record is from RefSeq and is a predicted model, not a curated record. Gene Ontology annotation, cellular component: plasma membrane.